Populus trichocarpa (black cottonwood) is the source of this 813-nucleotide messenger RNA. RefSeq lists its product as uncharacterized. The transcript is spliced from 3 exons. The coding region runs from base 126 to 698 and encodes 190 amino acids. Lineage: Eukaryota; Viridiplantae; Streptophyta; Magnoliopsida; Malpighiales; Salicaceae. The record is from RefSeq and is a predicted model, not a curated record. Gene Ontology annotation, molecular function: ureidoglycolate hydrolase activity.
CCCUUUCCUUCUUUUUAUUAUCUUAAAGUAGCGGUGGCGAGUAGCGAGUCUAGUGACACCAGAGAAGGUAGAGAAACUGUAUUUUAUUCUCAAUUUUGCUUUCGGGUAGACAAGGAAGAGGAGAAAUGGAAAUCUCUGGGAAAUCAAAGCCACAGCCAGUGAACAUGAAGGUGGUGAAACCAAUUGAAGCAACGCCAGAGAGCUUUAAAGAGUAUGGUCAAGUAAUAGAGGCAUGGCCUGAUGGUGAGGAGUUUGAUCCCAAAGAUGCCCAGCUAAACCUUAGCCAAGGAAUUCCAAGGUUUUACAUUAUGAAGCUGGAAAAAAGGUCACUGAAGUUUUCAAAGAUAACGCACCAUGCUAAAGUGACUCAAUGCCUUGGGUCAAUUGGAGGUGGGGUCUGGUAUCUAGGAGUGGCUAAGCCAUCGAUUGUGGAAACGAAAGAAAAUGCAGGGAGUGAUGCUAUGCAGUCAAAAUGCGGUCAUUUUUAUGUGCCUCCUGCUGUUGAUAAAGUCCAGGUUUUCAGAAUCUCUGGGUCCAAGUUUAUUAAGCUUAAUAUUGGAACUUGGCAUGCGGGGCCAUUGUUUAAGCCAGAGACAAUGGACUUCUACAACUUGGAAUUGAGCGACACCAAUGUGGUGGAUCACACAACACACAACUUAAAGCAGCAAGAUGGGAUUGUUUUUGUAAUAGAUGACUGAUGUAUAGGGCGGAAGAACUUAGGGAAUUAAGCAGGAAACACGUCUCUGUUGUUGCAAUAAAUAUGCAUUCCUAAAUUUCUGGAAAAAAAAAGGCAAGGAAGGCAUUUCUAUCUAA